Molecule: messenger RNA, 1935 nt
Organism: Prosopis cineraria
Lineage: Eukaryota; Viridiplantae; Streptophyta; Magnoliopsida; Fabales; Fabaceae
Product: 4-coumarate--CoA ligase 1-like
Exons: 5
Coding region: 88-1737 (549 amino acids)
Molecular function (GO): CoA-ligase activity
Source: RefSeq, a predicted model, not a curated record
UUCCUCAUCAUCAUCUCCCUUUUCUUGUGUCUGCUUAAUUACACUCCAUUCAUUUGCAUUUGUUUAAGGGUUUCUCUCCCUUUAGAAAUGGAAAUGGAAACAGAAGUUCCUUGCGAUGAAUUCAUUUUCCGUUCCAAGCUACCAGACAUUCACAUCCCAACCCACCUUCCUUUGCACUCUUACUGUUUCGAGCGUUUGUCUCCGUUCAAACACCGUCCUUGCUUGAUCAACAGCACCACAGGCCAGACAUUCACCUACGCCGACGUUGAACUUUUUGCCAGAAAAGUCGCCUCCGGUCUCUACAACCUUGGCGUCGGUCAUGGCCACGUCAUCAUGCUCCUCCUUCUGAACUCUCCCCAUUUCGUCUUCUCCUUCCUCGGAGCCUCCUACCUCGGAGCCAUCGUCACUACCGCCAACCCAUUUUACACCAUAGCAGAGGUCGCCAAGCAAGCCACCGCUUCUAAUACCAGCCUGAUAAUCACGCAUGCGUCCUUUGUCGACAAGGUUAAGGAUCUUGCAACAGUCAACAGCGUUAAAGUGGUGCUCAUCGAUGAUGAAAUAUCACCCUUGUCGGUGGAUACGGCUGACCAUUUCGUACGUUUCUCAUAUUUAAUGAACGCCGACGAGAAUGAGAUCCCGCCGGUGACGAUCUCUACAGAAGACGUCGUCGCGCUGCCUUAUUCAUCAGGAACCACAGGGCCUCCCAAAGGAGUUAUGCUAACCCACAAAAGUCUAGUCACAAAUGUGGCUCAACUGGUUGAUGGAGAAAAUCCUAAUCUGUAUUUUCACAAGGAGGAUGUGAUCGCGUGCGUUUGUCCUCUGUUUCACAGUUAUUCUCUGUUCACUAUUCUACUCACUGGGCUUCGAGUCGGUGCUGCGACAUUGAUCAUACACAAGUUUGAGAUAGAGACGAUGUUAGCGUUGGUCCAAAAACACAAAGUGACCGUUGCGCCGUUCGUGCCACCCAUUUUGCAGGCCAUUGUCAAAUUCCAAAACCUGCAAGAAUACGACCUGUCGUCGAUUAGGAUGAUCAUGUGCGGGGCAGCCCCAUUGAAGAAAGAGCUCGAGGAUGCUGUGAGGGCCAAGAUUCCCAAUGCCACUCUUGGACAGGCAUAUGGGAUGACGGAGGCUGGUCCUGCGGUGUCAAUGAGCUUAGCUUUUGGGAAAGAGGCGUUCGAGGUGAAAUCAGGUGGGUGCGGGACCAUCGUAAGAAAUGCUGAGAUGAAGAUCGUUGAUCCUGACACCGGCAUAUCCCUUCGCCGGAAUCAAGUCGGCGAGAUCUGCAUUAAAGGCAACCAGAUUAUGAAAGGUUAUCUAAACGAUGCAGAAGCAACAGAGAGAACGAUAGACGAAAGAGGAUGGCUGCACAGUGGUGAUAUUGGAUAUGUAGACGAUGACGACGAGCUGUUCAUUGUGGAUCGCUUGAAGGAAAUGAUCAAAUACAAAGGCUUCCAAGUGGCUCCUGCUGAACUCGAGGCUCUUCUCAUCUCUCAUCCUUUCAUUUCUGAUGCCGCUCUUGUUCCGAUGAAAGAUGAAGUUGCAGGAGAGGUUCCUGUGGCAUUUGUUGUAAAAUCGCAAGGUUUUAACAUCUCAGCAGAUGAAAUCAUGGAGUACAUCUCCAGCAAGGUGGUGUACUACAAGAGAAUCAAGAGGGUUUUCUUCGUGGGCUCAAUUCCAAGGACACCCUCCGGCAAGAUUCUGCGCAAAGACCUGAGAGCAAGGCUCUCCUGCGGGUGACGCCUGCUGGGCCCAACGUUAAAGGCCCUUCAAGUAUGGAGGCCCAUUUUGAUAGGCCCAUUUAACUUUUUCACAAAAGGUUGAUGUGUGUCUCUUAACAAAAAAGCUAAAAAUACAAGUAGGACAGGGUCCUCCCUCACUCCCUGAGGACCCUUGUGAUGGGGAAAGGAGUCCCUCUCCUUCUUUUCGCACUUUGUC